Cantharellus anzutake is the source of this 905-nucleotide messenger RNA. RefSeq lists its product as uncharacterized. The transcript has 5 exons. Bases 1 to 789 code for a protein of 262 amino acids. The record is from RefSeq and is a predicted model, not a curated record. Lineage: Eukaryota; Fungi; Basidiomycota; Agaricomycetes; Cantharellales; Hydnaceae.
AUGAAGCGGCGGAUAAGUGUUGGCGAUGAAUGUUUUAGUGCCACGGUGCCCAAGAACAAGGCUAGGACUAAAACGGAACAGACUGUUCCGCGCAUCUCUUGGAAGGGAUGUGAAGUCUUACCAGUCAACGUCAGUGGAACUGUCUCCUUCGGAGAGGAAAUGACACGUGCGAAUGACUCCCCUCCUUCGGAGGUGCUGUCAUGCUCUGUUUCUGGGAUGGUUCUCGAGAACCAGGAACAAUCGGCCUUCGGUUUUUCUUCAUGGGGACACGAUUGUAGAGUAGAGAUUAGUGCGCCGUGGGAUCAGCUGGAUUCCGCACCACCUUCAAGCAUGUCCCCGUCGCCCUCGACGGGACCUUCAUGCCAACUCCCGACCCUUUUGGAUGCAGGCCUCAACCGCGCCCCACUACACGUAGCGCCCGCACCUCUUUUGCUGUUCAUCACGACAAUCCCGGACCCCUUGCAGGGGUCAGUUUGGCGCCGAAGUUUCGAUGGUUUUGUUGGUGGAAAAAGAGUGGUCAAUAUUAUGGAAGAUAGUAAGGCUGGAGCUCGUGGAAAUAGCGGGACACAGCCUAGCUUGAAACCAGCCUCACAUCCGGCAGCAAAUGACUCGCUCAAAAUUUGCAGCGCCGCGAAAAUGCCUCAAGCAAUGUAUUUCGCACGGUGCCAGUCCCUAGAUAUGUCUCGGUUUGGUUUAGGGGCCGCAGCAGGCCUAGUAGGCGUCUCGCGCUGCUACGCUGCAAUCAUUCCCAAAGCAACGACUGUUGGUCGAUGUUGGUUGAUGGAUUGAUUAUUCACAAUGAACAUUUUUCUUUUCGCCCCAUUGCUUGGGGAACCAGGUUAAAUAUUAAAGGCUAUAUGGCGCGUAAACCCUCAGACUCGUAACAGAUAUCUAUAAUUGAUAAC